Molecule: messenger RNA, 1854 nt
Organism: Rhodotorula graminis WP1
Lineage: Eukaryota; Fungi; Basidiomycota; Microbotryomycetes; Sporidiobolales; Sporidiobolaceae
Exons: 6
Coding region: 1-1854 (617 amino acids)
Source: RefSeq, a predicted model, not a curated record
AUGGACAAGGACCGCACCGAGCCUCGACCUGCAGCUCCCAGGGACCAUGCCCCGCCCGACCAGUCCACCUCGUCGUCGUCCCUCCCACCGAUGCCCCCGCAGCAGCUCCCCGGCGUCUUUCCGCCACCGCCCAACCUCGACGACAUCCUCCGCGCUGCGAGCACCCGUGCACCGCCGUCGCCGACCAGUCGCGCACGGCGUCCGCCCAUGACGACCGAGCGCCCCGACGAAAGAUGCUUCACGACGACUAGGCAGACCAACGCCCGCCGAGCCCUCGGUCGCGAGCCCGCCGUCACCAUGUACUGCUACAUCAACAUGCGCAACGCGCUCGAGGACCUCGUCCCCGUCCCAGGCCACCCGACCGCCUUUCUCGCGCGCGACGCCCCGCCCGUCGACCAGCUCCCAGCGCUCAAGAAGCGCCCGGUCGUCGUCGACGCGCCCGAGGGCACGCCCGAGUACCGCUGGCCCUGGCUCGACGGCCGGUUCGUCUACGUCGCGCGCGGGAGGGACAACGUCGCGCGGCACAUGCGCGAGAUGGGCGGCGUCAGCGGCGAGGCGCCCCGUGCUCCCGCAGCAGCAGCUGUUGCGCCGGCCAAGGAGGGCGAGCCGGCGCCUUCGCCUGCCCCGGACGCGAGCCCCACCCUCGCCGCCGCCGCCGCCGCCGCCGAGGCGCCGCCCGCGAGCCCGAGCGGGCGCACCAAGCGCAAGCUCAUGCCGCACGCUGUCGUCGUCGAGGGUGAGCGGGUCGGCGCGUGGGACACGAUGCGGCGCAUCGAGGAGCGCGUCGCCAAGCAGGAGGCCGACAAGGUCUUGCCGGGCAAGCGCGAGGAGCGCAUGCUGCGGCGGGCCAUGGGCUUCGAGGACGACAGCUCGGAAACCCUCAUCUCGCUCUCGGACGCCUACUCGUCGUCGCUCCAGCGCCUGCACGUCCACCUCGUGCGCAUCUACUCGCCCGGGCUCAAGAACCUCGCACGCCUGCCCGCCAUCUGGACCGACGGCACGGCGCGCGACAUGUGCGACACGGUGACGACCCGGCUCGGCGACGGGAGCGCGUUCAAGCUCGUCGGGCGCAUGUGGGACAGCCUCGGGAGCGUGCAGCAGCAGCUCGAGGAGCGGAAGAGGCGCAGACGAGGAGGAGGAGGAGGGCCGGGCGAGGCGGACCCGUUUGGAGGGACCCAGCCGCCUGUCGUCGGCGGCGGCGGCGGCGGCGGGGGGCCGGGCUUCCCGCCUCUGCCGCCGCUCCCUCCUCCGGCGGGCGCACCGCGCGCGACCGAGGGCGAGCAGGCGGGGAGCGCGGCGGGUGAGGGUGCGCCGCGAGGGCCGCGGGACGAGCUGCCGCAGGACCGGCGCCACUACGUCCACGACGUGCGGUACUACCAGGCGUGCACCGAGCGUCCACGCCGCUGUCUCUUCCCGGACCAGGACGACCGUCGCCCCGUGUACCCGGUCAUCAACGCCUCGCAGAGCUUCAACUCGUCGCUCUUCGCGCCCGCCAUCACCGUGGACGGCCGCAUGGCGUUCACGCACCUGUCGCCCGACGAGCAGCGUGCCAAGUACCUCGCCGAGCAGGAGCAGGACAAGCAGGGUGUGGCGGCCGGGCAGCAGGAGCACGAGGAGGAGGAGGAAGAGCAGGCGGAGGAGCCCAAGCGCCGCGCCUACCCUCUCCUCGCCGACCCGUCGCGCCCCGACCGCCGCCAGCUCGUCGCCGGCCUCGACGGCGCCCCGCUCCUGAGCCACCUCUCGCCCGAGGAACAGCACGCCGACUGGCUCAAGGGACAGGAGGAGGAGCGCGGCGGCAAGGACAAAAAGGUGCAGGCCGAGAAGGUGGGCGCUACGGGCGAAACCGAGGACUGA